GCUGCCAUGCAAACCCACUUCCUCCUCCUAAACCUUAUGCAUUCUUCAUGAACCCUCAGGAAGUGACUUCAUAAGCCACGCAGCCUGAAACAAAAUAACCAAUCACCCUUGUGAAGAGAAGAUCAUGUUCCGUUCUGCAUGACAGAUGUUUUACACCGGUCUUUGAGAGGGCUGAUCUUAUUUGUGUGCAUGUAUGCCAUUCAUCUGCAGAGUCAUUGGAGAAGUUGCUGCAUUCAAUUCAUUGUGCACGAUUUAACACGGUUUCUCUGUUGUUAAUACUUCAGGACCGGGAUAUUUUGGGUCAUAUGUUGGCAGAAGGAAGCCCCUCCUGAGGGUGUAACCUGAAGCCGCUGUUGUAUCACUGAGUUGCGGCAGCAGUCCUCUGUUUUCAUCUCGCCUUAAAAUGUCGCAAUGCUUGCGGAUAAGAAUAUGAAUGGCUAUCUUGGAAGUAGAGGAUUCAUGAUUGCGCAAGCUUCCUGGUUCGCGUGCAAAACAGCUGUUUGACGCCGUCUGCGGAGCGCGAGCUCUCAGGACGCGACGCGAAGGGGUUUGUUUCGCUAUCAGCUCCUUUUUUGGACGCGUCUUCCGCCCGAAGUCUCUCCGUGGCUGACCGUGCGUGGAGAGCAUCAUGUGGCGGGCGCGGUGCCAGGACAGCGGGGUCGAUCCCGAACGCGAGCGGCUCUGGGCCGAGCUCUUCGCGCAGCUGGAUCUGAACAAAGACGGACGGAUCGAUGUGAACGAGCUGCGCAUCGGACUCGCCGCGCGGGGGAUGUCGUGGAGCUCGGUGGAGGAGCAGAUUGUACGAGCUGGAGAUGUUAAUCACGACGGCCAGCUGGAUUUUGAAGAGUUCGUUGAGUAUCUGCGUUCACAUGAGAAACGCCUCAGACUCAUGUUUCGCAGCUUGGACCGAAACAAUGACGGUGAACUGGACGUCGCGGAGAUCCAGCAGUCGUUACACAAUCUUGGCGUGGACGUCACGCUGGAGCAGGCCGCCAAAAUCCUGCAAAGUAUGGAUAAAGACCAUUCCAUGACCAUCGACUGGUUAGAGUGGCGAGAUCACUUCCUGUUUAACCCUCUGCACAACAUGGAGGAAAUCGCUCAGUACUGGAAACACUCGGUGAUGUUGGACAUCGGAGAGCAUCUGACGGUCCCAGACGAGUUCUCGGAGAAGGAGAAGCAGUCAGGGUUCGUGUGGCGGCAGCUGAUGGCAGGAGCCGUGGCGGGAUCGGUGUCCAGGACAGGAACCGCGCCGCUUGACAGACUCAAGGUCUUUCUGCAGGUGCAUGGCCAGAGCUCUGAUAAGGGGAACGUGUGGCGCGGUCUGCGUGCGAUGGUGAAGGAGGGCGGCCUCACUGCGCUGUGGAGGGGGAACGGCAUCAACGUGCUGAAGAUCGCACCGGAGACAGCCAUCAAAUUCCUGGCCUAUGAACAGAUUAAACGCUUGAUGAGAGGCAGUAAAGAGGGAGGAACUCUGAAAGUUCAGGAGAGAUUCGUCGCUGGAUCACUGGCUGGAGCUAUGGCUCAAACGGUCAUAUACCCUAUGGAGGUGCUGAAGACUCGUCUUACUCUUCGUAAAACAGGCCAGUAUUCGAGUGUGGCGGACUGCGCCAAGCAGAUCCUGCAGAAGGAGGGCGUUCUGGCGUUUUAUAAAGGAUACCUGCCCAACAUGCUAGGCAUCAUCCCGUAUGCAGGCAUAGACCUCGCCAUCUACGAGACGCUGAAGAACGGCUGGCUGCAGCGGCACGCGGAGGGCUCGCCCGACCCGGGCGUCCUGGUGCUGGUGGGCUGCGGCACUGUGUCCAGCACCUGCGGACAGCUGGCGUCCUACCCGCUCGCCCUCAUCCGAACACGCAUGCAGGCGCAGGCGUCAGUGAAGGGAGCUCCUCAGUUGUCCAUGUUGACCCUGUUCAGGAAUAUCGUGGCUCAGGAGGGUGUGGUGGGACUCUAUCGAGGCAUCGCUCCCAACUUCCUCAAGGUCAUCCCGGCGGUCAGCAUCUCCUACGUCGUCUACGAGCACAUGAGGAAAGUACUGGGAGUGGGAACCUGAGAGAGAGAGAGAGAGAGAAAGAGAGACAGGUCAUGUGUGUGUGUAGAAAAAAUACAAUCGAAGACUUGUUUAUUUAAGCUAUCACUGGAGUGAUGUUCACCAAAAACAUUGGAUGUGAGGAAGAACGACAAACUGAGUCCAAACACUGAAAUAUGCAGAAUCUAAGAGGUGCUGUUCUGACCCAAUCCUGAAUUACUGAGGUUCACGAUGUGCUCUUCAUGUGUGUUUGUUGGUCAACAGGGCCCUGAUAUUCAGGUAUACAGGGUACGGCCCUCUGGAUGCGGUAAAAUGAACGACUGUGUGAGCAUGUGCUGUACUAUACUGUGUGUGUGUUUAACCCAGUGCACACUACUGAACUCCAAAUGGGAAUGGACAAUAAACUAACUUCCUCCCUUUGAACUUAUAGUACAAUUGAAAGUGCCUCUGCUUCGAGAAACAUGUAUGUUUUAUCUGUGGUCCAGUAAUAUGCCUCUUCUACUGUACUGAAUCCCUGUGUGCUCCGAAAUCACCAUGCCAACCAAUCAAGAGUUCUAGAAUCCUCAACUGAAGAUUCCGUAACUCAGAUUGAAUAGUUCACCCCAAAAUGAAGAUUAGCUAAAUAUGUACUCACAUUCAAGCCCAUCUAAGAUGUAAAUGGGUUUGUUUUUUCAUGGGAACAGAUUUGGAGAAAUGUAGCAUUGCAUCACUUGCUCAGCAAUGGAUCCU
This is a messenger RNA of Sinocyclocheilus rhinocerous, 2752 nucleotides long. It is a transcript of the gene slc25a23a, whose product is annotated as solute carrier family 25 member 23a. Lineage: Eukaryota; Metazoa; Chordata; Actinopteri; Cypriniformes; Cyprinidae. The record is from RefSeq and is a predicted model, not a curated record. The transcript has 10 exons. Gene Ontology annotation, biological process: transmembrane transport. The coding region runs from base 629 to 2047 and encodes 472 amino acids. Gene Ontology annotation, molecular function: calcium ion binding.